Myxocyprinus asiaticus (Chinese sucker) is the source of this 1961-nucleotide messenger RNA. It is a transcript of the gene babam1, whose product is annotated as BRISC and BRCA1 A complex member 1. Gene Ontology annotation, biological process: protein K63-linked deubiquitination; positive regulation of DNA repair; double-strand break repair. The transcript has 9 exons. The record is from RefSeq and is a predicted model, not a curated record. Bases 130 to 1230 code for a protein of 366 amino acids. Lineage: Eukaryota; Metazoa; Chordata; Actinopteri; Cypriniformes; Catostomidae. Gene Ontology annotation, cellular component: nuclear body; BRISC complex; BRCA1-A complex.
CUCGGUUUUGAUUGUCACAGAAGCAGAAUCAAAUGAGGAAGUGCUGGAAAAUAAUAUCGUCGAAUCAGUGAAUUAGAUCCGAGUUUUUCUAAUAAACUCAUAUUUGCAUCUGUUGAAUGUUUGGUUGCCAUGGAGACCCCUGAGCCCAGUCAGGCAGAUGGUGAGGAGCGGAUGAUGGAUCUACGGCCCAGAACCCGGUCCAACCCAGAGGGUGCAGAAGACCGGCGCAGCAGCAACGGCAGCCUCAACAACAGCCUUGCAUCCCCCCCGCAGCCGGCCGUGGGCAGUCGUGUAGAGGGGGAGGGAGAGGCGGCCAGCUCUGAUAGCCCCCCGACUUCUGCCACCGCAAUCACGACCACUGCACCUGCCCUCAUCUCUGCGGCAGGAAACGCCACGACCAGCAUGCCUGCGAUGGCAUCUACAACGAAGGAAAGACCUAAACCAUAUCAGCCAUCCCUGCCCACCCAGAUACCCCCAUCUGCAGAGUUACACCUGCGGGCACCACGUGUCAACUGCCCAGAGAAAGUGAUCAUAUGUUUAGACCUUUCAGAAGAGAUGUCUCUACAAAAACUGGAGUCCUUCAAUGGAUCCAAGACAAAUGCGUUAAAUAUUUCACAGAAAAUGAUUGAGAUGUUUGUGAGAACCAAGCACAAGAUAGACAAGAGGCAUGAGUUUGCUCUGGUGGUGAUUAAUGACGACGCCAUGUGGCUAUCAGGAUUCACCUCUGAUCCACGAGAGCUUUGCAGCUUUCUGUAUGACCUUGAGACCAAUGUCUGCGAGUCCUUCAAUCUGGAGGAUCUCCUCAAUGUAAUUUUGCAGAAAAUUGAACUUCCACAGAUGGAGAACGUUCAAACUAUCCCGCCUCCCUUUGUAGUCCGAACUCUCCUUAUAUUCAGUCGGCAUGCUGGCAUGCUUCAGUUCAACCCCUCUGAUGCCAUCAAAAAAAUGCUGCAGUCUCCCUAUUUUUUCUUUGAUGUUGUUUAUCUUCAUAACGGAACUGAAGAGCAGACAGAGGACACUAGCUGGAAGGACGUGUAUGCCUCCUUCAGUGAGUUGGACUCUAAGGGGAUGUGCUAUCGUUUUGAGGUGUCACUGUGUGGUCCUGCUAUUGAGCUGCACAACUGCAUGGCCAAACUGCUCUGCCACCCGCUGCAGAGACCCUUCCAGAGCCAUGCCUCAUACAGCUUGCUGGAAGAUGACGACCCGCAAGAGACUGAGGCCACAGUGUAAUGCCAUUGAUGAUUUCACUCAAUGGACUGCUUAAAUAUUACUCAAAUCUCCUUGAGUAACAAUCAGAGACUGAGGAACUGAAGGAGUGACCUAUGAAUUACUGCAUAUAUGUGUCUUUGUGCACAAUUUCCAUGCUGGCAAUGUCUCGUUUAUUACUUUUGAAGUUAUCUGGGAAAGCAGUCAUAACCACAGUAGCUUAAGACUACUGUGGAACUGUUAACUACUGCUGGUUUGAUCAAGUUCUGUUGCUCUUAGCACGAGAGAGCUAACCAGGGUUAGUUUUGUGAAUGUCAUCUUUAAAAAUUCUGGUUUCUGAAAACUUGUGUUACUGUAUAUGUCAGUUUAUAGACAGGUACAGAUUGUCUGAAGGGAAGUCAUACAUCAUACUCCUCUUUUUUUUUUAAAGAUGAGCUCAUGCGAAUGGUCACUAGAGCUAUAUUGAUUGGAUCUUUAACCUGAUGUGCUAAUGGUUUGGUGAUGGUUUAUAUCGAUCGAUAGCAUCUCAUAUAUAAAUAUACAAUAUCUUAUAUAAUUAAAUAAAUGUAAAUGCUCUUUGUGAUUUAUUCUGUGACUCAUUCUACAUGGGCAUGAGAAGUGUUUUAAAUACAAUAACAAUGUGCUGUUUGCAGAGAUUAACCAGCAUGACUGGGGGCCACUGUUGUCUUUAAAUGCAUAUGGCGUUAAAGGUACACGUGGUCAUUUUUUCCUCAUUAAAAAGUUUUACUCCUUAA